AACAUCACAGACAAGAAAGAAGGCGACAGGCCGAGGCGUAGAUCGGUGCUCGAGCAGGAGGAAAGGAACAGACGAAACAAUGUCCGACAUCAGCCAGUUCUCUCACUAGCUAGAACGAGUUCUCGCCUUGACUGCGUCUCUUGCAUCGACCAAAAUCCGUUUGCCUUUAAUUUAUGAAGACCAUGAGAAGCGCUGGCCUGCCGACCAAGCCAUACACUACAAUUCCAAUUCUUGGUCUAUCGGGUUUCCAGGGUAUAAUUGUCCAAAUUUAUCUAUCAAUCUAGAACUCGUGAAAUUCGAUAUCAUUCCAAACAGCUCCAGCCCCUCUGGACCCAGUACUAUGGCCUCCGCUUUACCCGAAGCACCGCUGUCGGUGAUUGACUGGGGAAAGUUGAAGUCGGGAGAUCCAGACGAAGGCAAGAGACUGCUCGCUGCAUGCGAGGGACAGGGUUUCUUUUACCUGGACUUGAGCAGUGCACCUGCCUUCUUGCAAGACCACAAGUCAGUCCUGCGCUUUAUGGAAGAUUAUUUUCAUCAAGACUUGACUGAGAAGAUGAAGGAUGACCGACGGAGCGAUACGCAUGGAUAUGAACCGGUCGCUACCUCCACCGGAGCCAUGAUGUCGUUACCUGAUUACUAUGAAUCGCUGAAGGCGUCGCGUGACGAGCUGCAUAGUGAUAGUAGCGCCCUGGCCCCGGGGAUUCGCAAACACAAGGAUCUUUUCCAUCGAUUCGGUAACAUGGCCCAUGAUGUCUCUAUGGUUGUCUUGCAGGAGCUCGACCGCCAGCUCGGGUUGGGCGGCGAGUCUGCCUCGUUCAAGGAAUUCCAUCGUGAAGAGGCCGAGUCCCUCACCACACUGUCAAUGUUCCGCUACCCCAAGCAGGAGACACUCGACCUUGGGGUGGGCCACAACAAGCACACGGACAUUGGAACCCUGACAUUCCUCCUGUGUGAGCAGUGGGGACUGCAGGUGCUAUCCAAAGACCCUGCGGGAUGGCGAUUCGUGGCUCCACGGGAAGGCCAUGCGGUGAUCAACGUGGGCGAUACGCUUCGCUUCCUAUCAGGCAACCGCUUUCGGUCGGCUGUGCAUAGGGUUAUUCCCACACAGCGUCUGCAGCACGAGGACCGCUACAGCAUUGCAUACUUUUUGCGAGCGGCAAACGAUACCAUAUUCACUGAUAGCACGGGCCGGAAUAUAUCGGCUAAGCAAUGGCAUGAUGAGAAGUUCGACGUAUUCCGGGAGACGCACGAAGAGCAGGAGAGACAGCCGAUUCUCACGGGUGGAAUGGAACGUCAAGAAGCCAUUGUGGUCUGAGGCUCCAGAGAUAUGUAGCAUCUAUUAGUAUAUUGGUACUAGGCAGAAUGGAACUGUGACAUUGUUAUUUAGCAUCUGUGUCAUACCGGUC
Molecule: messenger RNA, 1406 nt
Organism: Aspergillus costaricaensis CBS 115574
Lineage: Eukaryota; Fungi; Ascomycota; Eurotiomycetes; Eurotiales; Aspergillaceae
Product: putative 2OG-Fe(II) oxygenase family oxidoreductase
Exons: 2
Coding region: 341-1315 (324 amino acids)
Molecular function (GO): dioxygenase activity
Source: RefSeq, a predicted model, not a curated record